Molecule: messenger RNA, 6133 nt
Organism: Mytilus californianus (California mussel)
Lineage: Eukaryota; Metazoa; Mollusca; Bivalvia; Mytilida; Mytilidae
Product: PC3-like endoprotease variant B
Exons: 13
Coding region: 141-2744 (867 amino acids)
Biological process (GO): protein processing
Cellular component (GO): trans-Golgi network; Golgi membrane
Molecular function (GO): serine-type endopeptidase activity
Source: RefSeq, a predicted model, not a curated record
UCCAUUCAUUGUGAAAUUAAAUAACAAGAGAAUCGUCAUAUUUUUAUACCUCUGAAUUCUGCCAUAUUGCCACAUAAACAGAUACUAGAAAUUGGAUAAUAUAAGGGAAUAAUUUGGACAAGCAAAAUAUUUGGGUUUGCAUGCUGAUUAUGCAGAAGUUGAUUGUGUUGUUUGCAGCAUGUCUAUGUUUACUGCACGCCCACCCACUAAACGCUGAAGAUGGACACUACGUGAACCAGUUUCUAGUUGAACUACACAAGCGAUCCACUUUAGACGAUCUCCUGGCAGAACAUGGAUUUGAAGUUGAAGAAGAUUUACCAUCCCUAGGGUUUGUAGUUUUACGUCACAAAGAAGUUAGCCAUAGAUCAAAAAGAAGUUCUGUUGAUCAUGUAAACAAACUGAGGUCAGAUUUUAGGGUGAAAUUAGCAGAACAGCAAAAAGAACUGAUAAGAGUUAAAAGGGAGAUAAUCCAUGACAAACAAGUAGAACUACCGUUUAAACAUAUCACAGACAACUCUAUCUACUACCGAUCAGAACCACAAAGACUCAUUCGUAAAGAUGGAAUUCCUAAUCCGGAGAUCAAAUUUAAUGAUCCUUUUUAUAAAGAUCAGUGGUAUUGUCACAAUGAUGGCCAGACAGGUGGAGAAGUUGAUGUAGAUUUAAACGUUGUACUGUCAUGGAAGAACGGUUAUACUGGUGUAAAUAUUAGCAUCUGUAUCCUUGACGACGGGAUUGACCAUACACAUCCUGAUAUCAAAAAUAACUAUAGGGCAGAUCUGAGUGCUGAUAUGAAUGAUAAAAGUGAUAAUGACCCAAUGCCAGAUGUCUCCAAUAGUGAUAACAGCCAUGGAACAAGAUGUGCAGGAGAGAUAGUGGGUGCUGCAAAUAACAAUAACUGUGGUGUAGGAAUAGCAUAUGGGGCAAGUAUUGGAGGUAUUAGGAUAUUGGAUGGACCUAUCACAGAUGUAUUAGAAGGGAAAGCAUUAGAGUUUAGAAGCCAAGAUAUUGAUAUAUACAGUGCCUCAUGGGGUCCAAGAGAUAAUGGGGCUACAACAGAGGCACCAGGAGCUGCUACAGUGAGAGCAAUAGAAAAAGGUGUAAGGCAGGGUCGUGGAGGAAAAGGUAAUAUAUUUGUAUGGGCAUCUGGUAACGGUGGCGGCAACGAUGACGACUGUAACUGUGAUGGCUAUGUAGGCAUGCCAGAAACUAUUUCUAUAGGGAGUAUAACUGACAGAGGUGGAACUCCAUACUUUAUGGAGAAAUGUCCUUCAACUUUUGCUGUUGUACCAAGUGGAGGAGAGGAACACAUUGGAGAAGACGGGAGUAGAACUAAAAUUAGAGUUGUAACAACAGACAUAGGAGGGGGAUGUAUAGAAAACUUUGAAGGAACAUCAGCUGCAGCACCACUUGCUGCAGGAGCAAUAGCCCUGGUCCUGGAAGCCAAUGGGGAUUUGACAUGGAGAGAUGUUCAACACAUUAUUGCCAAGGGAAGUAGAAUUCCCUCAGUAACAGGAGAUUGGGAGGUCAAUGGUGCUGGCUAUCAUCGUAGUCACAGCUUUGGGUUUGGUGUGAUGGACGUAUCUCUGAUGGUUCAGCUGGCUAUUGGAUGGAAGAAUGUACCAGAGGCUGGGAAAUGCAAUUCAUCAGACCAUGUUGUCAACAAAGAUGUGCCUGCAGAUGGAUGCAUCACAGAGCAUGUAGAUAUGUCAUUUUGUCAGGAUAACCAUGACACCCACAUUGAGCAUUUAGAACAUACAAUGUUAUGGGUUGAAAUUGAAUCAAAGAGACGCGGGGAUGUCAGCAUCACCUUGACAUCACCUUAUGGUACUGUGUCACAAAUGUUGUCAACCAGGAAGGAAGAUAACAGUGGAGAUGGAAUUCGUUUCCGAUUGAUGACGCUGAAUAACUGGGGAGAAAAUAUUGUCGGGGAAAAACAAUGGAAAAUAGAAGUCUGUGACAAUGGCAAGGACAGUGCUAAAAAUGAUGUGAAGUUAGUUAGCUAUUCUUUGAUUGCUAUGGGAACAUCAGACAGUCCAAACAAACGUAGUACAGAUUCAUUUGAACCAAGCAAAGCAGCAGUAGCAGAAAUGAAAGAGUUAGAACUCAAAAGAGGAAAACGUCUAGAUAUGAAAAGACACACAGAAGGAUUCAAGAAGUCUGAUAAAAACGCUGUAAAGAAAGAAAAAGAUGUGAAGAAUGAAAAAAAGGAAAAAGAACAGAAAUAUCUAAAGGAUAUUAUGCAUGACGUGUCUUCAUACCUACAAGAGAAAGGCUUCGAAGAGAACCAUAUCAUUGAUAUAUUGAAUCAUGGGAUGUCUUACAGUUCAAAGGUCAGAAAAGAUCAGGAGAAUACCAGACGAGGACUAAGUCGGAGAACAUUUGGGGAGGAAGACAUUGAUCAUGAUAAGUUUAUUGACGGGAUGUCAAAAGCUGUUAACAAUAUUUUUGACGAACGAGAAAAAGAAAGAAGAAAGCAGGCUGUGAGGGAAAAAUUAGCUGAGAGAGCAAAAGAAAGGAGAGAACAUGCUGAGAAAAAACGGAAGGAACAAGAGAAAGAAAGGAGAGAGGAAAUUGCUGAAAAAGAAAAAGAAAUAAAGGAACAAGAAAAAAGGGAGAAAGACAAACGUGAAGAAUUUGCUGAGAGAUACUUAGAUGAAUUCUUGGAGAAGCCUGGAGAUGCAACGGCAGACGAAAUGGAAGAGGUUGUCCGUGAUCUUCGAAAAAUUCUUCAAAACAGGAAAUAGCUAAACUGAUGAAAACUUUAAUACUCACAUUCAACAGAAUUAAGGGUAAAGGGUUUUAUUAUCACUUUAAAUGAUGAAUAAUAUAUCUUAUAUCUGGAUGGAAGUAAUAUUGAAUUUAAGUGCCUCUUUCUUUACUAUUGUGAUAAUUUUGAUUUUAACAUUACUCUCAGAUUCAAUGAAGACAUGACUGUUUAGCCCUUGAGCUGUUUCAGAUCAUUUAAGGUAGAUUCAUGGUAUACCGCCAUCUUGGAUUGUACAAUCGCAAUACAAAAUGGGUCUAGUUAUUUGCCUAAAUCUGCAAAUUUGGAGACAGAUUUGCAAUUUAAUGGUUAGACUGUUUAUUUAUAUAAAGAAAACUUGGUGAAUUAUUGUAUUAUACAAAAUAUUCAAACAAAUAUCAUUUGUUUUGUUUUUAGAAUCAUUUUUCUCAAAUGAGCCAUUUAAGGAGAGAUAACUCUUUUUUUUAUACUAGACUGAUGGGGAAAGUUUUAAUUUUUACUUGUAGCAAGAAAACAAGUUCGGUGACACCAUUUUUUCUUUUUAUUUUCUUAAAACAUAUUAUAAAACCUAUCUUCUCACAAUUUAUUUCAAAAUUCUAUCUCAUAGAAUUUUUUUUAUGCACACAAAUGUGUUUUUUCAUGAACAAUCUAACCAAAUUAAGGCAAUUUUCAACUACUCAUAACAUGAUAAAUAGCACGGUGAUCCAUACUUUUAAUUAUAUUUUUGAAAAAAGCAUAGUAAAAUCUUCAUUCUGGCUAAGUAUAAGAAAAUUCUAUCUAAAAAAAUAUAUACUUAUGAUCUACCUUAAAAGAUUUUGUUCACAUUUUGUUCCAAUUUCUAUUCAUUUUGACAUAUGAUCAUUUUAAACUACAGCAAAGCAGGGGAGAUAAUUCACACAUUUGCUAUUCAUAAACUAAAAUUAAAUGUUGAAGAAGAAAAGAAUAAUGUCAUUCAUAAGCUGGUUCAUCAUUAUUAUCUCUUGACUAUAUAAGAUUUAUCUCAGAAUUCCAAUAUAUAAGUGAAAACAAUAUAUUUGUCAUGUAUUGGCAAUAGAACUUCUAUGGUUGUGAAAAAAGUCAGAAAAGUUUAUUGGUUUGAAGAAUUCUUGCACUCAUUUAUUAAAUGGUUGUACAAAUUUUGAUCUAUCACAACAUGGUGUCAAAUUAUAAGUUCAUUCAAACAUCAUAAAAAAACAUUGACGUUGUAUUGUAUGUCUUAAACAUUCACAUAGAAUUGUGCAAGUUCUCAUCACUCAUAAGAACUUUAUCUAAUUUGGAUGUACAACUUUUGAACUCUUACAAGCUUGUAUUAAAAUGUUCAAGACAUGACAACCCCUUUUUGAUAACAUGUUGUAUGAUAUUUAAACAUUCACAAGUCAAAAAGGAGCUAUGCAAGUUAACAUCAAUCAUAAAGCCAAACAUAUAAACUUUUUGUUUACAGAAGACUUAAAAGUCUUAAUCAAGACUAAUUUUAAUUCAUAUAUCUACAACUUCUACUACAUAUUUAUGAUGUUUUUUGGAGAUGCAAUUAUAAAUUUUCAAAUAAGAUUUCUGCAUCAAUCCUGAAAAAGAAAUUAGAAAUUUCCUGAUUUAUGUGGAUUCAGGGAAAAAAUAAGCAGACAAAUAGUAGUUUGUUUAUGAAAUAUGGUGAUAUUUUAUAUUUUAUAAAUUAUAUAACAAAUUUGACCACGUUGAACAUCGCCUGAAUGGAAACUUGCUUGUUUAUAUUUUCUAUAUUUUUUUUUAUAUUGCUAGAAUUAUACAAAACCAUUGUUGUGAAACAUUAUCUUUGCUAUUCAUUGUGCAAUUUGUUAUUUGAACCAAAAAAAUGACAGUUCGUCCCACUGGCAGUCCAUCCCACUGACUGUCCACCCCACUAGCAGUCAUUACUGCACCAUAAUAUCUGUUCACAACUAAACUAGUACCAAAAAUUUGUGACAAACAUUAGGCUUGGACUUUCAUCAACUGUCUUUCUCAAAAUUUAUCUAGAUUGUCACAGACCAUGCUUUAUGAGCAUUGAUUCACAUAGCAGAGUCUUUGACAGUCCACAGAACACCUUGUGUAAAUUAGUCAUUGAUAGCCCAGGUAAAACUUGCAAAAGACCCUGGAUGUCAUUUAAAGUUGUGAACAGUUGUUAUGUGACAGAUGUGACAGAAAAGGACUGUCAGUGGAAUGAAGUCAUUUUCUGGUUCAUAGUAUCUUAUAUUAUAUUAUGGAAUCCUUCUUUGAAGUUACUUGUUUUUAAGUUAGAUCUGCAAUAUUUUAUUACUGUUUUUGUAAUAUUUUAUACUUUUGAUUUAUAUAUGAAAUCCACCCAAGCUACAAUAAAACUUUUAUUAUAUAUAUUUGAUUAACAGAUUUACAUUUGAAAUCCAUCUGAGUUACUAUAGAACUGUUUUAUAUGUUUAUUACCGUAAUUAAGAAUCAGGAAAUCCACCAUUUUCAUACACUUUUUUGCUAUAAAGUGAACCAUCAAAUAAGAAUAAAUAUAGAUUCCUAAACUGCAACAAGUGUAUUACAAUAUUUCUCCACUGGAGACAGUUAAAUUUUAUUAUUUAAAGCGUGAGGCUUGCCGAGCUUUUUAAAUAAUUAAAAUUUAACUGUCGAGAGUAGAGAAAUAUCGUAAUACACGAGUUAUGGUGUCGGAAUCUGUUUUUCUGAUGAUUUUUAUCCUUCGUUUUUGAAAGAUUUUCAGAAACUUGUGUUCUUUAUAUGCGACGUCAUCAGGCAUGGUCGCCUUUUUUCAUGACACCACAAUAGGAAAAUUCAGAAGAAAACAAAAAAUUUUGACGUCAUAAUCAAAUUUCGACUAAUCAUUUGCCGAGAACAGAUAUUUCACUAGUGAGGAGAAAUAUUUUUCUCACACCGAUCAAGAAAUGUGAAAAUAGCACAAAAAUUAGAGAAAAUUAGUUUACUACCUUAUGAAAGAGCUAUAUUACUAAUUACUAGCCAAUCAAAUCAUAGAAGAGGAGUCUGGUAAAGCAUCUUUCAACAAGUUGACAGUUCUGCUGUAUAGUCAGCUGUAUUUUUUUGUUUUUUUGCUAGAUUAAGUAAAAUAUUAGCUGUUUCUUAAAUGUCUAUAACAAGAUGUCAAAAUUUAGAUAAAAUAAUCACUGCUGAUUUCAUUGUUUUCUGCUUGGUUUACUAAGCACUAAAACAAGAUAACAGUUUUUUCAUGUACAAUUUGACUUGUCAUGAUUGUAAUUGUCUUAACAAAAAAUUUAAAAGUGUUAAGCACAGCAUAGUUUGUUAUUGAACUCAUUUUGUUAUAAUUUUGACUUGAAAUUUGAAAUUUAUUAUUUCUUUUGAUGUUUUGUGAUUAAAAACAAAUUCACAUAUUGUUUAAUAUACAAAUCUCUUUUUGUAUGAAAAUAAAAACUAUUUCUUAAA